Archocentrus centrarchus (flier cichlid) is the source of this 2461-nucleotide messenger RNA. RefSeq names its product complement C1q tumor necrosis factor-related protein 3-like. The record is from RefSeq and is a predicted model, not a curated record. Bases 1 to 585 code for a protein of 194 amino acids. Gene Ontology annotation, molecular function: protein binding. The transcript is spliced from 5 exons. Lineage: Eukaryota; Metazoa; Chordata; Actinopteri; Cichliformes; Cichlidae.
AUGGUGGAGGUGAAGAAGAUGAAGAAUCAGGAGGAGGAACGUGAGCAGGCGGGGGAGAUCAGGACCUUAAAAGAGGGAAAUCAAGAGCAGAGAGCAACGCUGGAGAGUCAGAAGACUGAACUGGCGAGUCAGAAGACUGAGAUCAACAAGCUGAAGCAGGAGCUAAAAGUCAAACAGGUGGCUUUCUCAGCUUCUCUGCUUAAUCAAGGCAGUGGAGAUACCGGACCCUUUAACACAGAGGCUACUGUGAUCUUCAAACGUGUUGUCACCAACAUUGGAAAUGCCUACAACCCCAACACAGGGAUUUUCACUGCACCAGUGAGAGGAGCCUACUACUUUGGAUUAACCCUACAUGGACACGGAGACCCUGCUUAUCCCACGGCUGCUAGAUUGUUCAAGAAUGGAGAGCUUAUUUUCUCAGCAUGGGAACAUCAGCCAGCCAAUUCUCCAAGUACAUCUAAUGGUGCCUCACUGCUUCUGGAGGUUGGAGACCAGGUGCUUGUGCGUCUCUGGGCUGGUGCGAAGAUAUAUGAUGAUUCUAAUUAUCAUUCCAUUUUCAGGGGCCAUCUCCUUUUCACCAUGUGAGAGGUGUAAAAGUGCCAAAACUUCCUGUAUGGGUUGUCUUGUAUGAGUAAAGGUCUUUUUUGGGUUUUUUUUCGAGGAAGUAAUGGAUGGACAAAGGUUUUGAAAGUGGACCUCGCAGUUCUGCACAAUAAGUCAUAUGUGGAAGUAUCAGUAUGCAGUAUAUUAUAAAUAAGGCAUUAUAAGUAAGGAAAUCUUAUUUUUAAUUUUAUACAACAUACCAAGUGUCUGAGAUUUUUAACUAUAUGUAAUUAAUAUGGUGCUUCCCUAUUAGCCCACUGUCAGUGACCACCCCUAAGAACUUUUUAACAAAAAAUUUCAACAUCACUGAUUUUAAGUACCUGUAUUAUAUACAAAUAUCAUAAAUUUAGUUUUUGAAAUAUUAAGAGACAAUUUGUUAACACAUGUCUCUAACAAGUGUCUUCCUUCCGUUCAUCAGGUGACACAAAUCCAGUGGACACUAAAAGCACUAAAAGCAAACCACUGUUUGUCCAUAACAAAUAUCAUUUUUGAACAUUAGGAGAUCCAUAAAUGCAUGUGGCACUGAGACAUUCUAGGUUGCAGGUUGAUGAUUGAUUUUAACUCAUAUUAUCAGAUUUGUGGUGUUACAUAGUCCAUGGGCCAGACCACUUUUUGGUCCAUGUCAGUGUGCCAAAACUUAACCAUAAUUUUUGAAAAGCUAUAUUUCUGUAGACGAUAUUUUGGUGUGAUAGCCCUUCCAAAGUGGUAGCUUAGUCACAGUUAUCAGCUCAUGAAGUUACCAAACCGUUAAGAAAAAUUUAGAUUUUUGACACCAUGUUUAUCUGAUUUAGGCUCCUGGUACAGACAUUUAUCAAAGGUCUAGAAUAUAGUGUUUGGUAUCAGUUUAAAGGGAACCCUCGUGGCUUUUAUUUUAGCCAAGUUUUGGAUCUCGCUGACCAACAUAGAGAUUAGUAGAGAUCUUUAAACCACAAAUAAUACAAAUGUUCCCAUAAUUUUCACCUAAACUAAAUACUUUCUUUUAGCUCUGUGGCAUCCAGGGACAUCAGGGACACAAGAGUCAACCACUGCAAUACGCACAAAACCCUAAGGAUUCAGGAAAUGUAUAAUAUACCCACACUGUCUCUUUGUGGGAGAUGAUUGUGAGCCGUACUUAGUUGUCACAGGUUUAGAAUUGGUUCUACCCAGAACAACAAAUUAUAGUUUGGUUAUUGUCAUUGCACUUUUCCAAUGAAAGGAAAACUGUGUUUAAGUAUUUCUGUCCGUGCCCUCAUGACCCUGAGCCUGCCAGAGGGGAGGGUACCCGAGAUACAUUGUCCAGGGAGUGUGUAAUCCAACCUGAAUCUUUUUCUCAGUCGGGCGAAUGGAUUGGGUCCAAGGGUGGGACCCAAUCCAUUCGCCCGACUGACACUCCACUCCAAUGUACCCAGGGGGCACCAGUGAUCGUUGACAUAGUCUUAAUGAUCUGCUGCAGGUCUUUUCUCUCCUCUGAGGUGCAGUUGGAGAACCACAUCCAUAGUUCAGGACACUUUUUUUGGUGCAUUGAUAGAAGUUGGUGAGGCGUUUUGGUGGGAGCCCAGUUUUCCUGAGGCACUGCAGGAAGAAGAGUCUCUUUGCCACUUCUCUGUUGUUUACUACCCAUGUCAAGUUCCUUGAGAGGUGAACACAAAGGUACUUGAAGCUCCCCACCUGUUCCACUUUUUCCCCAGCAGUGACAAGCUCCGUUGUUUUCUUGAUGUUGAGGAGCAAGUCAUUAUUCUAGCAGCAGGAUGUGAAGGCUUGGACCUCCUGUCUGUAAGCUGCCUUACAUUAUUGGUUAUUAAAAGUGAUGUCAGUACGUUACUUGGUAACACAUUACUCUAAUCUGACUACUUUUUCUCUGUAACGCGUUUCUAUUUGC